This is a messenger RNA of Frankliniella occidentalis (western flower thrips), 2713 nucleotides long. Its product is annotated as zinc finger protein 572-like. Gene Ontology annotation, molecular function: RNA polymerase II cis-regulatory region sequence-specific DNA binding; DNA-binding transcription factor activity. The transcript has 3 exons. Lineage: Eukaryota; Metazoa; Arthropoda; Insecta; Thysanoptera; Thripidae. The record is from RefSeq and is a predicted model, not a curated record. Gene Ontology annotation, biological process: regulation of transcription by RNA polymerase II. The coding region runs from base 269 to 1060 and encodes 263 amino acids.
AUUGUGCACAGUAGAGCAAACCCUCUGUUUUGGGUUCAGUCUAGCAGAAAACUUUUCGUGUAGUCAUUAAAUGUUUAGUUUCUGCACAAUUUCAAGUGUGUGAUUUUACUUUAUCAAAAUUUCCUUUCAUUUAUGAAAGCAGUACAUUUUUGCAAAAUUAUUAGGCGAGCUGAUUUGAUGACCUAUAACAAGAAGUGUUCCUGGCCUUUGAAGAGUGAUCCAUUCCCAGGAGGACGAGUUGCCAAUCUGGGUUGGACAUCAACCCGAAAUGUGGUCAAGUGGGAUGGAUGGUGUGCUCCUAGAUCUACGUCAGAAACGUGGUAGUGCUGACAUUGAAGAUGAAACUCGUGACUGUGAUGAUCCUCAGGACAGUGCCCACGACAAUUGUCCUACCGCACUACAUUCCACUGGCCUUGAGAAUGGAAGCAGUCAAAGAUUGCCCUUGAACUGUCCUGACUGUGGGAAAUCCUUUUCUCAUAGUAGCUCUUUGAAAAGACAUUCAAGAACUCACACAGGUGUCCGCCCUUUUAUUUGUAGUAUUUGCAACAAAGGCUUCCAUUACAAAAAUAACUUGCAGGAUCAUGCAAGAACGCAUACUGGAGAAAAACCCUUUAAAUGUCCUGACUGUGGUCAAAGUUUUGCCCAGAGUAGCACCCUGAAUCGUCACAUUGGUACACAUGGCAAGGACAAAACUUGUUUAGUAUGUGGAAAAGCAUUUGUAAAAUUAGGCCUCCUUCAAAAGCAUUAUAGUUCACAUUUUCAGAAGGGGGAUUUCAAACUUCCAUUGGUUGAAGGUAUCUCAUCUGAACAAAAGAAAGAGUUAUCCAACCUGAGGUACAACGAUUCAGCUUUGAAGAGCUUACAAAAUUUAUCUUGUGUGAAAUGUGGCACGAAGUUUGAUCGAGCUGCUGAUUUGCAACAACAUUUCUGGACUCAUGUUGGUGAAGGCCAAGCCCUGCUCUAUGAGUUGGCAACUAUUAGCGGAUUGUUAAAUAUGUUAGAACUCAUCAAAAAAGGAAAUUUUCAAAUGGCACAUGACUUACAGGCCCCAUCCAAGUAAUAACAUCUGUUGUACAUUGUGAUAGUUGCUUUCACAACUGCUGUAUCAAAUUGUGGUUCCUACUUAAUAUUUUAAUCCGUCCAAAAUUAUCCACUGAUGUAUGUAUUGGUGUAAAUGCAUCACUCAAUAUUUUCCAGGUAAUUUGCCUGCUGCUUACAGUCUGCUGAUACAAAAAUGUGUUGAGGUUUAGGUAUCUAUGCUCGCUGUGUUGUGAUUAUAAACCCAGACCGCCUUUCAAGUAUUUAUUCUGAAUGUAAGAACUUUCAAACAGUUUUUUGUAGACAAAAGAUAUGAAGCAGCUGUUGCUGUUCUUAUUGCUUUUGUCUGUGGAAAACAACAGUACACUUAGUUUUUGUAUCUAAUGAUCUGUUUGUACUGAGAUAGUAGCCUAGCCAUAUUGCUCAGAAGACAGCUAUUGUACAUGUUUAAAAUUCAUUUCAAAACUGGAUGUUCCAAUUGAAAAGAAGAACUACUUACUAGUCAAGUAAUUUGUAGAACAUUAUAUUUUAGGAUUGGCUUCAUCCUUUCCAUUUAAACAAGUGCUUACUUGUUUAUUAGUCAAGUGUUAUUCUAUCUAGAAAAUUAUAUACUAUAAGUUGAUUUGUGCGUGAGUUUAACUCAAGCACGUUAUUGUUGAACAUGAAGCCAUAUUUUUUUAGUUUCCUGUUGUAAAAUUUAACUUUUUUUAUUUUAACCAGAGUUAUUUUGUUAAGAUGUUCAAACCAAAGUGUAUUAUCUUCUUUGUUUCCAACUUGUUAUAAUAUUGUUCAUUGAUUGAAAAUAUGUGUGUACUAUAUUUGAAGUUUGUCAGACCCACACACAUCUUCAAACUACUGUCAAAUAAAGGUUUGUUGAAAAUGUGUCCUUUUCUUUUUAAAGCAUGUCUUGAUAAAGUGUCACUUGUGAUUGUAAUGCAAAUGUUUAGAGGAUCUUCCAUAAUUCACCAAUGGGAAAAGAAGUCAAAGCAACAUUGUGAAAGGUAAUUUUAAUUCUUCCCAUUUUCUGUGCUGUUUAUUGUGUAAGUUGCUCAGGGACAGUUGUGAUUCUUGUCAAAAGUACUCAAUAUGAAUGUAGAUCAAAAUUGCCGUAUAAUGUGCUGUCAUACUAUUUUUACUGAAAUCAAAUGUAAUAGAUUAUUUUCUUUUAUGAGUGGUUCAUGCUGUAUUAACAUCCAACCAAACAAGGCUUUUAAAUCUCCAUCACCACUUUAUGAGGCAUUACUUGCCAUCUAAUUGUACCACUAUACUAGUAUUGUUUAUAUAUUUUGUCAGUUAACAGUUAGACAACAAAAGUAACAUUGUCCCUGUCAUUUUUGCUGAUUGUUCUUAAUUCUAGAACUUAUCUACCUCAAUUCAAAUUUACAUUUAAAAUUGCACUUUAAGUCCUCUCUAAGUACCACUUGAGAUAAGAUUGUUAUUAAAUUUUAUGUCUAGAAGCUUUCAAAAGAUCAGUACCAGAUGUGCAAUAACUGCUGUUAGUUGUGACAUAGUCACAAAAUGGAAAGGACUGAUGCAUUUAGAUGCAAAUGUGGGGUUCAUAUGACAAGGAGUCUGGUAACACUAUGUCUAUUUUAUAAUGCAAACGUUUGUACUGUAUUUGUUCAAAGAAGUGAUUAAAAGAUGUACAAUAAAUCAAUUUGUCACUUUAAGAGAA